Momordica charantia (bitter melon) is the source of this 2112-nucleotide messenger RNA. RefSeq names its product FAD-linked oxidases family protein (gene D2HGDH). Lineage: Eukaryota; Viridiplantae; Streptophyta; Magnoliopsida; Cucurbitales; Cucurbitaceae. The record is from RefSeq and is a predicted model, not a curated record. Gene Ontology annotation, cellular component: mitochondrion. Gene Ontology annotation, molecular function: FAD binding; catalytic activity.
UAUUUACGAUUAGUAAGAUAUUUAUCUUAAAUUUGUAUGAAAAUGAAUUCCUAAUCCUAGCGCAUCAGAUUUCGAAGUUAAAACGAGUUAGAACGAAGCUUUAGAUGAUGACGACGAUGAUGAAGAACAAAGCUACGAAUUAUUUCUUCAGAUACUCUCGAUUUUUCCACUCGGAUCAACGUUUCAAUCUUAAUUACAAGAAUUCGCUUCUCCUUUCAGGAAUUCCCUCGUGCUCCAAAACGCCUGGCAUUAGGGACUGGACGCCAAAUUCACCAUUUCUUGGUUCAAUUCGAGGUUGCAGAAAUGCUCUUAACGCUUCUGCGCUCGAUCAUUUUAGAGUGGGAGGCGGAUUUCAGUUCAGACGCUUUACUUCAUUAUCGUCGGAGGUUCAGAGAAAUCCUUCAUUUUCGAGGUUAAAUUCUGAUGAUAUCGACUUUUUCCGGAGUAUUUUGGGGGAGAAAAAUGUAGUUCAGGAUGAGGACAGGCUUUUGGAUGCAAAUACAGAUUGGAUGCGGAAGUAUAGAGGGUCGAGUAAGCUUUUACUACAACCUAGGAGCACUGAGGAGGUCUCUCAGAUUCUUAAAUACUGUAACUCCAGAUACUUGCCUGUUGUACCCCAAGGUGGAAAUACUGGUCUUGUUGGCGGAAGUGUUCCAGUUUUUGAUGAACUUUCUUUGCAGGUAAUUAUCAACCUUGGAUUGUUGAAUGACAUCAUAUCAUUUGACAAGGUUAGUGGCAUACUUGUUUGUGAAGCCGGUGGCAUCUUAGAAAACUUGUCUUCCUUCCUGGACAACCUAGGAUUUAUCAUGCCACUGGACUUGGGUGCUAAAGGAAGCUGCCAGAUUGGUGGAAAUGUUUCCACUAAUGCAGGUGGUUUGCGCCUUGUUCGUUAUGGAUCUCUUCAUGGAAGUGUACUUGGCCUUGAAGUUGUUUUAGCAGAUGGUAGUGUGCUUGACAUGCUGGGAACUUUACGUAAAGAUAAUACUGGAUAUGAUUUAAAACAUUUGUUUAUAGGUAGUGAAGGUACCUUGGGAAUUAUAACUAAGAUUUCAAUUCUUACCCCACCUAAACUACCCGCUACUAACGUAGCAUUUCUUGGUUGUAAAGAUUACUCGAGCUGCCAGAAACUUCUAGUGGAUGCAAAGAGGAAACUUGGGGAGAUUCUUUCAGCGUUUGAAUUUCUGGAUAACAUGUCGAUGGAUUUGGUUCUCAAUCAUUUAGAAGGUAUUCGGAAUCCAUUGCCUCCAAUGCACAACUUUUAUGUUCUAAUCGAGACGACUGGCAAUGAUGAAUCAUAUGACAAGGAAAAGCUUGAAGCAUUUCUACUUAGUUCGAUGGAAGGCGGCUUGAUCUCUGACGGUGUCCUUGCACAAGACAUCAAUCAAAUAUCCUCUUUUUGGCAGAUCCGUGAGGGCAUUCCAGAGGCAUUGAUGAAAGCAGGAGCUGUUUACAAGUAUGAUUUGUCAUUACCUGUUGAGAAGAUGUACGAUCUUGUUGAAGUGAUGCGAACAAGACUUGGUGAUUCCGUUAAAGUAGUUGGUUACGGCCACCUUGGAGAUGGUAACUUGCAUCUGAAUAUUUCAACUCCACAAUAUGAUGAUGCGGUUUUAGCACAGAUUGAACCCUUUGUCUAUGAAUGGACUUCUAACCAUCGUGGAAGCAUCAGUGCAGAGCAUGGCUUGGGACUGAUGAAAGCCAACAAGAUUUUUUAUAGCAAGUCACCUGAAACUGUACAAAUCAUGGCUUCUAUCAAGAAAUUGCUGGACCCUCGUGGCAUACUCAACCCCUAUAAAGUUCUGCCGCACUCCCUUGAUUCCUCACCCGAAGCAGGUUCUUGAAUAAAUGUCUCAAGUGUUUGAGUUUUAGCAGAGCAUUUGACAGUUGCUUGUGAAAUAAAGAAUCCAGAACAAAGGGGUUUGCAUAAUGACGCCUUGGCAAAUCCAAAAUGCACAGAUGACAAUUCCUUAACUGAAGGGAUGUUGUAAGUAGCUAAUCAUAAAAAUAAGAAAUCAGUUCUGUGAUUUAUAGCUUCCAUGGAUGUAUCAGACAUUAACUGGUUAGAUUGUAGUGAAAAGCAUCAAUAAUGUUUGAGAAAUCCCAACUUUCAUGCGA